This is a messenger RNA of Colletotrichum abscissum, 1569 nucleotides long. Its product is annotated as cytochrome P450. The transcript has 3 exons. The coding region runs from base 1 to 1569 and encodes 522 amino acids. Lineage: Eukaryota; Fungi; Ascomycota; Sordariomycetes; Glomerellales; Glomerellaceae. The record is from RefSeq and is a predicted model, not a curated record. Gene Ontology annotation, molecular function: iron ion binding; heme binding; oxidoreductase activity, acting on paired donors, with incorporation or reduction of molecular oxygen.
AUGAUCCUUUCCAAGACAUGGGCGAGCCUUUUCGCGCCACUUCAAUACACGCCGACAGGCCAAAUUCAACUUGUGUUGGGGGUGCUGACAUUUCUAAUCGUCAUACACCGGGUUGUUGUGACCAUCUACCGGCUAUGGUUCCAUCCUCUUUCCAGAUAUCCAGGCCCCAAGUGGUGGGGAGCGUCGGAUCUCUUCUGGCUGUGGCGGACCAACGUCAGGGGCACCUACACUCGUGAGGCUCCGGGUCUUCAACGGAAGUUCGGCAACAUUGUGCGCCUCGGGCCGGACCGCCUGAUGGUGGACGGCAGCAUCGCCUGGACGCAGGUCUUCUCACUCAACGCCACGGUACACGGCAUGGAUGAGUUCGCCAAAGUGCCGAACCAGCUGUUUCCAGGCGACUACAAGACAAUUGUUGCCGCGCCGCGGGACGAGCAUCGCCGUAUGCGACGCCAGCUGAACCACGCUUUCAGUGACGCUGCGCUCAAGGAGCAGGAGGGCAUCAUCGGUCGUUACGUCGAGAAGCUAGUCGAUCACCUAGAGCGAGCGUCGGGUGCCGUGGACAUUGUAACCUGGCUCAACUACACCACGUUUGAUGUCAUUGGAGAUCUGACCUUCGCCGAGUCGUUCCACAACCUCGAUGACAGCAGCUUUCACCCGUAUGUUUCGGGCUUCUUCAGGGCCAUCCGUGGCUUCGCGUAUAGCCGAAUGAUACUGGCGAAGCCGCACCUCACACCGUUCUUCCUGAUAUUCGUGGGCUGGCGUGAGAUCUGGACCGCCAUCUCGACCAUGAUGGAGAACAUGAAGCUGGGCGACUCGAAGGUGAAAGCGCGAAUGGCUAUGGGCGCCGAGCCCAAAGACGGCCGGCGCGAUUUCAUGACGUACAUGAUGCGGGAGACGCGCGAUGGAAAGCCGGGCUUCUCGGAGCAGGAAAUCAUGAUGAACAGCGGGUUGCUGAUCGGUGCCGGCAGCGAGACGACAGCGUCGGCUGUAAGCGGCUUUUUCUUCUUUGCCUGCAUGUCACCAGCGGCACUGGAACCGUUGAUUGAAGAGAUUCGGUCUGCGUACAAGUCCGAAUCGGACAUCAACCUAGUCAACACGCAGCAUCUACCAUACCUUAGGGCAAGUAUAGAUGAGACACUGCGUUGUUUCCCCACUGUCGUCGAGACACCACCUCGUCAGUCUCCUGGAGCCAUGUUUGAAGACAAAUGGGUUCCUCGCGGUACGCUGCUCCACGUGAACCAAGUGGCGACCAUGCGAAACAAGGGUAACUUCAUUGACGCAGAGAGCUGGUGUCCGCAGCGCUGGCUCCCCAAGACGCAUCCUCUGUACGAUCCGAGGUUUGAAUACGACAACAAGGCUGCUUUCAAGCCCUUCAGUUACGGACCUCGAGACUGUGCCGGCAAGAAUCUGGCGUACUCAGAGAUGCGGCUGAUGAUCUGCAGAAUCCUAUACCGGUUGGACUUUGAGUUGGUCGAGGGCCAGGAGCAAUGGUACACUGAUAAGCACGUGUGGAGCGUUUGGGAGAAACAGCCUCUAAACUUGAGAUUCCGGCCUAGAUUAGAAUACUGA